Dendrobium catenatum is the source of this 1653-nucleotide messenger RNA. Its product is annotated as polygalacturonase QRT3. NCBI's taxonomy places the organism in Eukaryota, Viridiplantae, Streptophyta, Magnoliopsida, Asparagales, Orchidaceae. The transcript has 3 exons. Bases 96 to 1553 code for a protein of 485 amino acids. Gene Ontology annotation, molecular function: polygalacturonase activity. The record is from RefSeq and is a predicted model, not a curated record.
AUUUCUUUUCUGUUUUCUCCCUCCUCUCCCCACAGCCUUACAGAGAGUCAUUCUAUAUUUCCAUGUGCUGAAACAGGAAACAGAGAGGGGGAGUGAUGGUGGAGAAAGGAGGAGGCGGCCCGGCCCAUCUUCUUCUCCUGGGCCUAAUAGUCUUCUUUUUCAUCGGCGGUGCCAAGGCCCAUCGUCGGCUCUCCGGCGAGCCUCGCCGCAGCCAUAGGCAGGUUCUCCUCCGUUCAGAGCGCCUCUUGGCCUCCAUCUCCGCCGGCGCCGCCCCUUCCCCUAUACUCACGAGCUCGUCGUCCUCCCGAGUGUACCAUGUGACCGACUACGGUGCAGACCCGUCGGGCAAAACGGAUUCAACGGCUGCGAUAUCUCGGGCCCUCUCUGCGGCCUUCACCCCGCCGUCCAACCGAUCCCUUUUCGCCGGAAUCGCCGACCUCGGCGGCGCAGAGAUCAGUCUCGACGGGGGUUCCUACUUGAUCAGCAGCCCCAUCACUCUCCCCUCCUCUCCGACCGGCAAUCUCAAGAUCCACAGCGGCUCGCUGCUAGCGUCUGAUGACUUUCCAACGGGCAGAUACCUAAUCGAGCUCUGGUCCUCCACAACGUCCGCCUCCCCCACCUCCACCUCGGCCUACAACUACGAAUACAUCACCCUGGCCGGUCUCAUGCUCGAUGCCAACUAUCGCGCCGGAGGCAUUGCCGUCGUGGACUCCCUCCGCACCCUCAUUGACGGUUGCUACAUCGUCCACUUCGCCACCGACGGCAUAUGGGUCCAAGACGGACACGAAACCUUCAUUACCGACUCCUUCCUCGGCCAGCACAUCACCGCCGGCAACGAUCCCGGCGAGCGGAACUUCUCCGGAAAUGCCAUCCGACUCAUCGGCAAUGACAAUGCUGUCACGGACGUUGUCAUAUUCUCCGCAGCAAUCGGCAUUCUCGUCGCCGGCCAGGCGAACAUCCUCACCGGCGUUCACUGCUACAACAAGGCGACGGGGUUCGGCGGGACGGGGAUCUAUUUAAAAUUGCCCGGGCUGACUCAAACCCGUAUCGUGAACUGCUAUUUGGAUUACACAAGUAUCGUGUCAGAGGACCCGGUUCAGCUUCUCGUGUCGGGUUCUUUCUUCUUGGGGGACGCUAAUAUCGUGUUGAAAUCGGUUAACGGGGUGAUGAGGGGAGUUGCUAUUGUUGACAACAUUUUUGCGGGUAAUGGCAAUGGGGUCGACAUCGUGGGGUUGGAUGAGACAGCUGGGGCGUUUAGGACCGUUGAUCAGGUGGUGGUGGAGAGGAAUAGUGUGGAUGGGAUGACGGUGAGAUCGACGGCGGCGAGGGCGGCGAAGGAGGGGAAUGGGACGAGCUGGACCGUCGAUUUCUCAGGUGUUUUGUUGAUUCCGAACCGGAUUGAUCAGGUCCAAUACUCGAUCCAGACCGGGUCAGGUUAUUUCAACCAUGCUUUGAGGAACGUGUCAGGAAAUCAGGUCGUAAUCGAGUCUGACAAAGCGGUGCAGGCCACUGUGUUCGUGGAGGUGAGCCAAUGUGAAGGCAGCAUGGCUUGAUUUUGCUUUUUUUUUUAAUUAUUUAAUUUGCAUUGUUUUAAGGGUCUGUUUGGGGCUGCUUUGAUUUGCAUACUUCAAUCAUAAUUCUAUUUUAUUAUUA